CCUCCCCCCCUCCUUAUUCCUUCCCAUGCGCCCCCAUCUCCAUCCCUACAAGUAGGCAUCGUGGUAGGUAUCCUACCUUACCUGAGAUGGGUAAUUCGUAGGCUUUCAUCACCCGUACUCGCUCAUUCGCCUUUCCUCACUUCACCCACACCACAUCACACCCCCCUUCCACACAGCCGCACGCCCUCCCCCCUGCCUCCCCUCCCAUCCCCUCCUCGUCUUCUGGCGUAAGGCACGGUACCUGUACGAAUACCCUUCAUCUGCUUGCACGUCUGUCUUGCUGCGAUACCUUGUACUAGUGUAGGGUCGCCAGGCUAUGUGGAACCUAUCUACAUAGUUACAACUCCACGCCCUGCGAGGCACCCCUGCUUGUACUUGGCCGUCCUUCGCACUCACGCCGCCAGCCCUGUCGUUGCUGCCGCUGCCAGCCAUGUCAUUGCUCCCGGCUUGCUGGGCGGUUCGGGCUGAGCUCCUAUGAAGCCUUUGGGCUACUUUUUAUUUAAUAGCUUGCUCUCCCCUUCCUCUGCCACAUCUCGCCUCAUCAUCCAGACUUCCAACAAUCUAGACUUGAUAUAAGUUGCGAAUUGUCAACUAUCACCAAGCUUCCUCUUCUACAUCUUGAACCAAUAUCCCCCCCCGCCAUCCUCUUACACCAAGAAGCACGACAACACAACAGUCCGCUCACAAUGUCAAUGUUCACCAUGUCUCAACAUCACCAAUAUGCCUACCCGGCAACAGCUCCCGCUCCCAGAGCAUACUCUGGACACGGAACCAGCAGCGCCUUCAGCAGCUCUGCCAACCCUGAUGAAGACUGGACCAAGAUCUCCGACCUCGCUGAGCGCAGGAGGAUCCAGAACCGCAUUGCCCAGCGCAACUACCGCAAGAAGCUCAAGAGACGCCUUGAGGACCUCGAGAGACGCGCUGGCCAGGAAGGCACAUCCCCCACCGAGAAGCCCGCGGCAACCAAGAGCACCAAAACCAAAGCCGCGGGCAAGACACAAAAGACGCCCCCGCCAACGAAGACCAUGAACCAGGGCCAAUUCACUCCUCCUAUGAACAACGACGACGAGGUCUUCUUCGCACAACAGCACUACGAGGAUGACCGCGGGAGAUCCAUCACUCCUCCGUUCCUCGCAUACUCAACCUACCCUCCGGCUGAAGAGAUGAUCAUGGCUCCCGCAUACACCACACAACCGUACCCCAUGUCUGCCGCCGAGUAUCCCACAUAUCUCGCCGCAACGGUACCGGUCACACUGCCGCCCAUGAACCACUUCCAAGACGCCAUCAAGCGCGAAUCGUACCACAGCGACGACGGUCUUUCUCCCUACAUGAACUACGCGUACAUGCCCAGCAUGGACAUGAACGCGCAAAGCUCCUACGACCCCACGAACCCUCAUACUCCUCCGCUCUCACACUCGUUUGACCACUCGGCCAACUGUUCCGACGCCGGCUACGAGUAUCCCACAACACCACUCUCCAUGCCAGGAUCUCCUGGCAUGAUCCAGCAAUAGAGAGCGCAGCGCGAAAGGAGGAGGAAAAACGAACAUGCAACAUCCCUGUCUAUCGGAGCGUAGCAUUUCUGGCGACUACAAUUUGGGUUUCCAUCACCGCUUGGUUCUUUUUCGUCCACGAUCCCCCCUUUAUUUUUUUCUUUUGCACAUGUUCAGCGUGGCUUUGGCCAGGAGUUCGGGGGCGUACGGAUCGCAUGUAUUGGUCGAAGCGCUCGACCUCACGGAGAUAUGACUGGGAAUAGGCGACGGCGUUUCACUUUGGGCAGACUGAUCACAUCGAGGAUCGUCUUGUUACGAGGUUUGAUACGGCAGUCCAAAAUUCAAAAGACGAGAUUGUCCCAAACAUUCUUUGUACUACUAUAGAGAGCAACCUCAAAAAAGUAACACG
Colletotrichum scovillei is the source of this 1899-nucleotide messenger RNA. RefSeq lists its product as uncharacterized. The coding region runs from base 687 to 1511 and encodes 274 amino acids. The transcript is spliced from 3 exons. Gene Ontology annotation, molecular function: DNA-binding transcription factor activity. Lineage: Eukaryota; Fungi; Ascomycota; Sordariomycetes; Glomerellales; Glomerellaceae. The record is from RefSeq and is a predicted model, not a curated record. Gene Ontology annotation, biological process: regulation of DNA-templated transcription.